This is a messenger RNA of Eurypyga helias (sunbittern), 598 nucleotides long. Its product is annotated as probable palmitoyltransferase ZDHHC20. Gene Ontology annotation, molecular function: protein-cysteine S-palmitoyltransferase activity. Gene Ontology annotation, cellular component: endoplasmic reticulum; Golgi apparatus. The transcript is spliced from 7 exons. NCBI's taxonomy places the organism in Eukaryota, Metazoa, Chordata, Aves, Eurypygiformes, Eurypygidae. The annotation marks the transcript as partial. Gene Ontology annotation, biological process: protein targeting to membrane; peptidyl-L-cysteine S-palmitoylation; synaptic vesicle maturation. The record is from RefSeq and is a predicted model, not a curated record.
ACUGUUUAUUCAACUGCAGAAAAAGUUGUCUACCUUGUGAUUUUUCAUCUGUCAUUCGUCAUGUUUGUAUGGUCCUAUUGGAAGACAAUUUUCACAUCUCCUGCAUCGCCCUCUAAUGAGUUCCGCUUGUCAAAAGCUGAUAAAGAACAAUAUGAAAAAGAAGAGAGGCCAGAAUCCCAGCAGGAGAUUUUGAGAAGAGCUGCUAAAGACUUGCCUAUCUAUACAACAACAGCAUCAAGAGCAAUCAGAUACUGUGAUCGAUGCCAGCUAAUCAAACCUGACCGCUGCCACCACUGUUCUGCGUGUGACAUAUGUGUACUAAAAAUGGACCACCACUGUCCAUGGGUGAAUAAUUGUGUGGGAUUUUCUAACUACAAAUUCUUCCUCCUGUUUUUAAUGUAUUCUUUACUGUACUGUCUGUUUGUUGCUGCUACAGUCUUGCAGUACUUCAUCAAGUUUUGGACAAAUGAAUUGCCAGAUACCCAUGCAAAAUUCCACGUGCUAUUCCUUUUCUUUGUGGCAGCCAUGUUCUUCAUCAGCAUACUGUCACUCUUCAGCUACCACUGCUGGCUGGUUGUCAAGAACAGAUCAACCAUAG